UAAGGAGUUCAUCGGACUAGUUCUCGUGUCGAAUGAGGUCCGCGAAACAUCAAUAUAUACGAUACCGCUUCUCAACUUUGAAAAUUAUCUCCGCAGUAAUCAAUUGUUUUUUUUGUCUUGUCUUCAGACAACUUUGUUUCUGUCAAGUAGUGAUAUAGUGAUUAGUACGUAUAUCUUUCAGAAAAAUUGACUUUUCUAUUGAUAUUUGGGAACCCCAAGAAACAAUCUUAGAUCUAGUUUUAUCGCAAAUAGUCGAAAAACAGUGUUGAUAGUAUUGAAACAAUUUGAGGUGAUUAAAAGUUUAUUAUUUCCAUCUAUUUAUGGAUAAAAUUCUAUUUUUUUAGAUGAAAAAGAAUUUGAAUUUUCUUGUGGUAAAAUAAACAAAAUUCGAACUACAAAGAGUCAAUGAAGUGCGUUGCUAUUUACAUGGACGUGAGGUUUACAAAAAAGUGUUUUCUACUCAAUUCAAAGGUUGACAAGGCUUAUCUAGAAUCAAAAACGCAUGCAAACAAGUGGACAUUGGAAAAUAAUCGAAACUGUGUUUAAUUUAUGAUGACCUUCGUAUUGGAAUACCAUCAAAACUUUGGUAAAGUUGGCUCAAGGAUUUCAGAAUGCGUCAAGCUACAACGGAGCAGCUUUGGAAUUUGGACAAUGCUUCAUUAAAAGGCAUAGAGUAUUCACUAAAUAGCGCAUCUCAUGAGACUCAGUUUAAAAAAACCAUGGCGAAAGUGAAAUUCCCAUACGACAAGAUUUCUGAAUCAUAUUCAGAAGCUGAGAAUACCAAAGCAAAGACGAAUUCUCAAAAACCAAAAAUUAUUCUGUGCAAAAAUAAUUCUAUCGAUUCUGAUACGUCGACUAAUGAUUCCACCAGUGAUGACACAUUGGAAUCAUCUCAUUAUUGUCCACCAAAUUAUUCGAAUAGUUUUGGUGACAUAAUUGAGCAAAUAAAAAAGUUGAGAUUCAUUCGAUCUUGCAGUAAAGUUGAAAAAAAAUUGCCAAAUUCGAGGAAGAAAUCGAGUUCAACAGAGUCAAUGGAUAAUAAUUCGAAACACUCUGAACUAACAAAUGAUGAUGACGAUGAUGCUCUCAACUCGAAUUAUUGUAAACAAUAUUAUCAAGUGAACAUAUACAAUGAUGAUAAUAAAAAAGAUAAAGACGAUGAGGAGAGUUUGAAUACGACUGAUCUGGAUAAUCAAUCAGAUGACGAUGGUGACGACGAUGGGAACCUCAUUGAACGAGGACCUGUCAGGCCUCAACUGAACGCGAUUCGAAGUAAGCCUUACGAUACUUUGGACUGGCUACUUCAAUCUGAUAACUAUUCACCUCUUGAAUGUUCCGAUAGACAUCGAACUGAAACCUCUGAUUAUGAAACCAGCAUUCAACAAUUGCUAACUGAUACUGAUUAUCGAGAAAGAAUUGAUUCCUGUCUGGACCAAUUGUCAGAUUCCAGUCAAAAAUCUCCUGUAUUCAAUGGAAAUUUGGAUUCAAUUUCUCGACAAAAAUUUUCCAAUUCCCAACAAUCAAUGACAUAUUCAUCAUCGAAAACUCCUCCCGCGAUUUUCGUAAAUAAUCCAGAAGGGACAUCACUCCUGGACAUUUUGGCUCGUGGUGGAUUUCAAGCAGCUCAAGUUUUCUCAGAUGGCGGAACUACAAAUGGUUCAUCUCCUGGAAUAAAUUCUGAAGUUUGGCCAGAUUCUCCUGCCAGUAGUUACAAUGUUAUUUCAUCUAGACCAAAUAGCCGUGCUUCGAGCAGAGCCCAAUCACCAGGAUCUGCUAUGAUGCCCAUCAACAUUGCAAGCAGUCCUGCUGGUUCACCUCAGAUUUCGUUAAAUUUUCGAUCUCCUCAGGGAUUUUCUUCCUCGUCUUCCUCUAAUCAAUCCUAUUGUGAAACGCCAAGUCCAGCGAAUUAUCAAUCACCUUUGGAUAGUCGAUCCGAGGAUCAACUUGACGAGAGAUUCAACAGAUUUGUAUCGUGGCAGGAGAGCAAUGAAUCUUCUGGAACUAUUGUCAAUACCGCUGAAUUAAUUGACGCGAUAGACAGCAAUGAACUUCAAUUAGUUGAGGAAGUUGUUCUAAAAGAAUUGAGUAGAAAGGGAAGUAAUUUGGAAGAAAUGCAAGUCGUCCCCAAUUCACAACUUGCCUUUAGAAAGUUCGAGUCUCUCCAAAGUCCACGAGAUAAAGAUUCUCGAUCUUCUUUGGAUUCUGAUCACGGAGCAGCAAGUGAAACGAGAAAUGAGAAUUGUCGAACCAACAUGAACUUCUUCAGUGACUCCUUAAACUUUGGAAGCACUGGCAGCAUUAUCAAUGAAGCUCAACAAAGUUUGGUGUAUCCAAAAAGUGGUGAUGGUUUUGAUUUGGUUUAUUCGGAGAAUCAAGCGUCUGUUGAUUGUUAUCGAGGAAAAAUUUCACCUGCCAACAAUUAUAUUGAAAAUUCAUCACCUGUCAAUAGUUACAUUGACAAAUCUUCUCCAGUGAGUUUGGAAAUUGAUGCAACAAUUGAAAACAUUAUUGCCAAUUAUUCAAAACCAAACAAUGGAGAAAGCACAAAUGUCAGUAUGAAUUUUGAUAUGAAUUUAUUUGAAUGUGCCAAAAGUACUUGUCCAACGUACAAUGUUCCUACAACCGUCCAAAAUCAUCAACAAAAUCCCAUUUCGCAGCCACCCACCACAUCUACCUUCAAUGAGUUCCAAGUGCCCGAGGUUGUAAGAAGACAUUCGAGACGUCAUGUGGCGCCAUGGUCUUCUCUAAAUCUUCCCACAACAAGGGCAUGUGAUAAAUUAAUUGAAGAAUUAAACCCCAAGGAUGUCGAAAGGGCUAUGGCUAGUCUGUUAAAGAAAACAUCGGAAGAAUUGGCGAAACCUGACAAAGACGGCGAUACGAUGCUGAUGUGCCUAGCAGGUAAUCCAGAUGAAUUAAUGAAAAAAAAAGCUUAUUUGCUACCUUUAGUGGAAAGACUAAGUACCAUACAUAGCGCAUUGUCUGUUAUGAACAAUCGUGGAGAGGAUGCUUUAUACUUGAUGGCAAUAAAUUGUCCACAAAUGGCGUAUGUUACGGGAUACUUGGCGGCCACAAUGCUUCAAAAAGGAAUUCACGUUGGUCAGAAAUUAUAUCAGCCACGGGGUGACACGUUGAUUCACGUUGUAGCAGAAAAAGGUGAUUCGCAUGAAGCUAUACUAGCUGAACUUCUUGCUCUCAAAACAAUUCGAGGAAAUGCCGUUUUUAACGUCUUAGCUCGAAACUAUGAAGGUAAAACCGCCCUUCAUUUGGCUGUGGAGUCUCAUGAUCCAGUAAGCAGAGGGGUAAAUUCAAUCUCAACAGUGCGAUUGCUUUUGAAAAAUGGAGCAGAUCUUUUGAUUAAAGAAGCAGUUCGAGGAGACACCGCCUUGCACUCUGCAGUAUUUUCAAGUUAUGAUCCUAUUCUUAUUAAGGCGUUGUUGGAAAGAAAUAAUCAUAAAGAGGCCUUAAACACGGGAAACUACAAUGAAAAUUCAUCAAUGCUCAUGUCGACAAUGUGCAAUGGAGUAAAUUUGGAGAGACAAAUAGAAGUCUGUAAACUAUUUUUGGAAAAUGGUGGGAAAACAACAAUUCCCAGUGGACACAGUUCACUGGAAUUUUUGCCCCCCGACAGAAAAAAUUCUAUUAAAACCGUGUACUACUGUCGAAGUAAAAUACACUAAAAUUUUUAAGAUCUCGAAAAAAAUAAUAAUAAUUCGUGAUUAAGGUUGUGAAUGUCUGUUUUUUAUGCGCAUACAGUAUAUUUAUACUAUACUUGGCAAGAAUAUUUCUAUUAUUUAAAAUAUUUUCCCUUUUUUAUGAUCAAACGAUGACCAUUAGUAUUUGUAUAUAUAAAGUUAUUCAAUACAAAAAACUUUUUAAUUUAAAUUCUUUUAUUCUGCUCUUGUAAAAUAAGUUUAUCAAUAUUGUACAAAACCUCUGCAUUUCAAAAAGUAAAGAAAUUUUUAAUUAAUUUUAA
This is a messenger RNA of Leptopilina boulardi, 3973 nucleotides long. RefSeq lists its product as uncharacterized. NCBI's taxonomy places the organism in Eukaryota, Metazoa, Arthropoda, Insecta, Hymenoptera, Figitidae. The record is from RefSeq and is a predicted model, not a curated record. Gene Ontology annotation, molecular function: protein binding. The coding region runs from base 612 to 3677 and encodes 1021 amino acids. The transcript is spliced from 10 exons.